AUGGCCCCCAAGGUUGUCGACGUCUUGAUCGUUGGAGGUGGGCCAGCAGGGUUGACCGUCGCUAGCACUGUGUCACGCCAGCUGCAGACCGGAAUUCUGUUUGACUCGGGCGUCUACCGCAACGCACGCGCGCACCACCUGUACGGCGUCUUAGGAUUCGACCAUAUUUCUCCGGAGACGUUUCGGAUGAAGUCCAAGGGCGAGAUACUGAGACGCUACGACACGAUCGAGUUCAAGAGGGCGUACAUCGAAGGAAUCAAGAAGCUGGAGAAUGGCAACUUCCAAGCCACGGACGGGUGGGCCAACGUUUACGAGGGGAGAAAAGUGGUGCUUGCUACCGGGGUGAAGGACGUUCUCCCCCAGCUCGAGGGGUUGGAUUUCUGCUGGGGCCGAGGAGUGUUUCCUGAUCUUUUGUGCCACGGAUAUGAAGACCAAGGCGGAUCGGCCGGUUUAUUUGCCUUUGCCAUGUUCGACAACGUAGAAGCUGUUUCUGAGAUCGGGAACAUGGCGCUGCAACUCUCAAAGAACCUGCGGAUCUACACAAAUGGCGACGAGGAAUUCGCGUCCAAAGUCCAAGCCAAUGCCUGGAGACCAGAUUUUGAGUCGAGAAUUACCAUCGAAAAUCGGCGCAUCAGGAGUCUUAGAAUGCUGUCAGAUGAUUCCUCGCAACUCCUCGUGACACUGGACGAUGGCACACAAUUUGAAGAGUCCUAUGUGGUUUACCAUCCGCCUAUUGAGCUCAAUGGUCCCUUUGCAAAGCAGCUCGGCCUCGAGAUGGGUACGCAGGGAGAGAUCAAAGUCAGCCUACCUUUCAGCGAGACCAGCGUGUCCGGUGUGUUCGCUUGUGGAGACGCAGCGUCGCAGACACGGAUCGUGCCGAAUGCGCUCUAUGGCGGUUCUCUAGCUGGCCGUGGUUUGAUUGCACAGUUGCAAGCGGAGAAAGCGACAACAAAGUGA
Diaporthe citri is the source of this 957-nucleotide messenger RNA. RefSeq lists its product as uncharacterized. NCBI's taxonomy places the organism in Eukaryota, Fungi, Ascomycota, Sordariomycetes, Diaporthales, Diaporthaceae. The transcript is spliced from 3 exons. Gene Ontology annotation, molecular function: oxidoreductase activity. Bases 1 to 957 code for a protein of 318 amino acids. The record is from RefSeq and is a predicted model, not a curated record.